AUUAACAUUCGCCUGUUUGACGCGAUCGCUGACAGGAGCUUUUUUUCUGCAAGUGCUGUGGAAACUUUAAAUUUCCAAAUUCAAACUUCCAAACUUUGAAAAACUUCAACAACUACUCAAAGAUCCAAAAAUGGCCUCCUCUAGUUUACGGCGUGAAAAGUACCUGAUCACACUUGGCAUCCAUCGUAUACUGGACCGCCGCUAUGCUCGGCUGAUGAAGGCUUUUUCGGUACGUAAGAUGCUGGUAACAAACCUGAGGAACCGUCCUUUGAACGACAGCAACAUCGACUCCAUGUCCAACCUGGUCCUGAGCCUGUACCAUAACUUGGUCACUGGGGACAAGGAUUUUCCUUUCAUCCCCAUUAGAGGAAACUUCUGCUCAGACAAGCUGGUGACACCCUUUGCCCAAACGGGGCACACGGAGAAUGACACUCCGUCGCCGCAUAUAGUCUCACCACCUGGUGUGAUGGUGCCGCCUGCAGGUUCCAACUUUCCUCCUCAAUUCCUGACUCCUGUUCUUCCUGAGAAGGCAGAUGUUUAUGUGCUGAAGGCAGACCGGAGGAACUGUGUCAGCACUCUGAAUGUUGACGGCAAUGCUGUCACCAGAGUCAUCUCCACUGUUUACCGCAAUGAAGACACUGAGAUGGCAAACCGAUGGAGAGUAACGGACUACAGCGAAGAAGGCAAUGUACUCAUGUCGGUGCUGUGUCAGUUUUCAGAGAAGUCGGCACGGUGUGCAAAACGAAAUGCAGAAGAAGAGAGCAGCAACGGGAGCCCCACUCCACCGAGGAAACGUUUGAGACUGUGAUGGAAACUGAAGCCUUUCCUGCCUCCGUGUCCUCCUUAGACCUGGUGACCUCUCUCUCAUUCCAGAAGGGAAGAAUGUCAACCUGCCACAGCUUCUCCACAUUCCUCUUCAAUUCCAGGGCCUCUGGGCUGAGCGAGGUGAAUAGGCACUGAUGGGGCAGUAACUGGGUCUCAAGCGCCCUUGCUGGUCCUUGUAAUGUCCAUCCUAGCCGUGUACGGAUGGGCGCUGGGCCGCCUGGUGGGCCAAGCUGUACUCUCUCUAUGGGGCACAGAAGGUGAGGAUGAUCAGCACCGAUUAAUAGCAGUGGGGACACAUUACUGAAGGCUUGAAGAGGUAGAUCAGCGAGUUGUCUAUACUUCCUUUUGAGGGUCAAGAUGGGAUAAGAAUGUUCUGCCAACCGUAGAUGUUGGGCGGUGAAGGCGUUUGAAAUCCGAUAGGAUCGCUGCGGCUGCAGGAUGGGGGCAAUCUCGAAGGAUACUGAUGCUCCAUGCAGGAUCUGAACGUCCUGUCUGAUCGUUCGGAGGGACAUGUCUUCCGGGGUUCCUGUCACUCCUAGAUGUUGUGCGGCGUCUGACAGUAGCAUCGUCCGAUCCGAUCCAUCAUCUAGAAUCGCGUACGUGUCCAAGGUCCUGUCCCCGUACCUUAGAAGAACUCUAAUGAUUUUGAGGAGGACACGUGUUGGGUCGGAAGGCUUAUCCAGGUAAAGCUUGUCAGAAGCAGAACUCACUAAGCAGGUCCCUUCUUUCACUUCUCGGUUGUUGAUUGGGUGCAAUAUGAGCAGGUGUUUGCCUUGGCAUUUACUACAGGGCUUCUUCAGGUUGCACUUAGCCACCUGGUGUGCUCUGCCACAGCGCCAGCAGCGUCUGUUGGUUCUGAUCCAGUCGAUCAUCUGCUCCCUGUUGAAGCACUUGAAGGUGGCACACUGGCUCAAAUAGUGAUCUUCUGUCUCGCAGUAGGGACAGAAAGCUUUGGAUGUAUUUCCUCUCCUUUCAGUAGGCGGAUGGCUGCUCGGGGCCUCCGCUCUAGAGCUGGGUGCGUCCUUUUCUGACCCAUGCAGUACUGUGGCGGAACGCGGAGCUACUCUGGGUUCCAGACGGCGCUCCGGCUUUGAACUAGGUCUUUCUCGUUGCCCAUCACUGGAUUGACACCAGGUUUCCACCUGCAGCCAAUCGGAAAACUCAAGGAGGUUAUAAACAGCAUCAGGGCGACGGCACAUAUGUCUCCAAAACUCGGACCUCAUUUCGGCAGGUAAUUUACUGAGGAGGCGUGAUACAUGAGAUCCGCAUCGCAGCUCUAUCUCCCCCUCUGCUCCCAACGUCUUCAGCAUACCCACCAGGGCACGGAUCUGGAGUGAGAAUUUCUCAAAGGCUUCCAAGUCUCCCCUCCUGAUGUCUGGAGAGUCCAUGACGUUCGCGAUUUUCUGUAGAGCCAAUUGGUGGGGCUGGCCGAACCUCUCAGCCAGAGCUGCUAUGGAGUCUCUAUAAGGUGUUGGUGAGUUGAGAUAGGCAUCGGCGAUGAGCCGUGCAUCUUGCAGCUUCAGGUGGUCAGUUAGAACUUGAUACUUGAACAGUUCCGUGCUGUCUGGAGGAAGCAGGUUGUCCAGAGCAAUCCGGAGACGGGCGAAUUCCCCUGGGUCUCUCUUGAUCAGGUCUGGGAUCGACGACGUUGGACCCCGAUAGGCUCUCUCUUGGGUGAAGGCAGGGGACAACGGAGCCUGAGCCUGUGGGGCGUGGCCUGGGUAGGUAGGAGGUCCAUCAUACCUGGAUGGUGUGACUGGUUGUGCCGCAGGGCCAUAGCUAGAUGGCGGGCCAUACGCUGGGUUCCUGCUCCUGUAGGUAGGAAGUCGUCCUGUCGGUGGCAAGCUUCUCUCGGGCUCACCGCCACUCAUGCCACUAGGUCCGGGCGAUCGUGAAGCUGUGAUUGCCUGCUCCCUUAAGAGGCUCAAUUCCUCCAUUAAACUAUCCAGCCUCUCAAUGGUGCUAGUUUCUCGGCCGUAGGAGGGCUGAACUGCGGGUUGAUCCUGUGGAUCGUCCAAUAUCUGUGCAGUAUCACGGGGGAGCAGUCUUCUAGGAGGAACCUCUGGGCAGCCUUGGAAGGGAUGGAAUGGGCUCUGAGUUCGCUCACCUCAUAAUCGUGGAGAUAGGCAGGAGUCCAGAUUGACCGUUUGGGGCGUGUAGAGUCACUGGCUGUGUGGGCUGGCUGCAUCCUGGGGUCCGAGGAAGAUAUCAAAUCCGACUCUAAGGACCACCGUUCGAUAGCUCUAAUGUGCGGUUCGCUGUACCAGUAAGGAUUCAGGUGAUAUCCCCUCGGGGAGCACAAACAGGAUGCCAAUAGAGAUUUUAGGCUCUUUAAUGAUGAACAGAGGCGAGCAGGUGUACGCUGUACAGUCACUGAUACACCAAGCAGGCCUACGUAGAUAGAGGGGAUCUGUGGAGGUGUAUUUGUGUGUGUGUGGUUAUUCCGUCAGUUACGCACACAACUUCUGUUGCUUGCUGCUUAAGAUGGCUGGCUCCGUGUCUGACUGACUAAAGCAUUACGCAACUCUCCUGUAAAGCAUGCACUUCACUCCCUUCACCCUAGAUGUCUCUCUACACCUACACUUACUGCCUUCCCAACAGCUUCAUCCCACAGUCCAGAGAGAUGCCUGUUAGGUUAAACAGUGAUUCUAAUUUGUCCACAUGAAUAAACGGUUGUCUUGAGUCUCUGUGUUUGAACCUCUCUCCCCUAGACUGGCACCUUUUUUUUGGAAGUGAAAUUGUGGCCAAUUAUUAAUUAUAGUAAUUUUAGACCCCUUUGGGUAAAUGGACAUGUAUGCUUAACAUCCCAAAAAUGAGUUGUACUGUUGUUGUAAUGUAAUGUUUCUUUAUUUCUAUUAUUUUAAGAGACACCAUGAAAACAUUUAAAAUUUACAAUUUUUGUACUUUGGAGGCACAAACAGUAUCUAACUGUGUCUGAAUAGAAAAUGUUUGUAUUACUGAAUGAAUUCAUUGUUUAUUCUCUUUCUUCCUUACUGUACAUGUUUUGUUUUGACAAAAACUUCUUAAUACAGAAAUUGUUUACAUUUAAAUCUACAGUUUGUGUAACAGCAGCUUUCUUUAUUAAAU
This is a messenger RNA of Archocentrus centrarchus (flier cichlid), 3912 nucleotides long. RefSeq lists its product as uncharacterized. The coding region runs from base 131 to 808 and encodes 225 amino acids. Lineage: Eukaryota; Metazoa; Chordata; Actinopteri; Cichliformes; Cichlidae. The transcript is spliced from 2 exons. The record is from RefSeq and is a predicted model, not a curated record.